CCCUGACGUCACGGCCAUGGCCGCCCACAGGGCGCUGCACUUCGUGUUCAAAGUGGGAGACCGGCCCCGCACGGCGCGGUUCUACCGGGAGCUGCUGGGCAUGGGCGUGCUGCGGCACGAGGAGUUCGAGGAGGGCUGCAAGGCCACCUGCAACGGCCCUUAUGAUGGAAAAUGGAGCAAGACCAUGGUGGGCUAUGGACCAGAGGACAAUCACUUCGUGGCAGAGCUGACUUACAAUUAUGGCAUUGGAGAAUAUCGCCUGGGCAACGACUUCCUGGGCAUCACUCUGGUGUCCAGCCAGGCUGUGAGCAAUGCCAAGAAGAUGGGGUGGCCCCUCAAAGAAGUCACCUCUGGUGUCUUUGAAGCUGAAGCCCCAGGAGGAUACAAAUUCUACCUGGAAGACAAGGAACAGCCCAAGCAAGAUCCCGUGUGGAAGGUAACCCUGGGUGUCUCAAACCUGCAGAAGUCUGUGAGCUACUGGUCUGGUUUGCUUGGGAUGAAAAUCUAUGAGAAGGAUGAGGGGAAUCAAAGGGCUCUGCUGGGCUACGCUGAUAACCAGUGCAAGCUGGAGCUGAAGGCUGUUGGAGGGGCAGUGGACCACGGGACAGCGUUCGGCCGCAUCGCCUUCUCCUGUGCCAAGGAAGAGCUGCCAAGCAUUGAAGCCCUGAUGAAAAAGGAGAAUCAGAAAAUUUUGACGCCCCUGGUCAGCUUGGACACGCCUGGCAAAGCCACGGUGCAGGUGGUGAUUCUGGCUGAUCCUGUGAGUAAAACUGGAGAGUUAAAAGUGGUUAAAUUUGGUUUCAGUUUCUCCUUGCCAUUGGUUAUAACUGAGCUGCCUCCUUUCAGGAUGGCCAUGAAAUCUGUUUUGUGGGGGAUGAAGCGUUCCGAGAGCUGUCCCAGGUGGACCCUAAUGGUGACAAGCUAUUGGAUGAUGCCAUGGCUGCAGACAACAGUGACAAGUGGUUUGCUGAGCACAACAUGAAGAAGGUUUCAGCUUAGCCUGAGGAAUGGCCUGUGCUGCUCCUCUGUGCCUUGGAGUUCUUCCAAGAAAAUGCCAAUCGUGGUUAAAGUGCUGCCUUCCUAAUCAGAAGGUGCUGGGAUGUCCUGUGGUGGGUUUUUUUGGGUUGAUUUAAGCUGAUGUCUCUGGCCUGCUGCUCUGUCCCUUUCACAUCUCGUCCAUCCAAAAAAUCGGGGGCCGUGCAGCAAAGGAGCAGCUGAGCCUUUGGCUUCAAAACCAGGGAUCAUCAGUCAAGAGAACAUCACAUUUCUGUGUUGUUGUUAUGCUUGAAGGAAAGGUGAAUAGAUAGGUUAUUUUCUGAUUAAUUAAUUUCCUGAUUAAUUUGCUUUAGCUGUCCUUCAUUUGCAGACUAGAGAGGAGAUUUGGCGGUAGCUGUGGCUACUCCCCCUCUCCAGUGGGGUGUGGGGUGUAUCCCUUUAUUGGGAGCAAAGAAAUGAUUUUGCCAAGCUGCGUGAAUACCCCAGUCCUUGUUUUCAUUCCAAGGAGUUUCCCCAGCUUCCAAGGGGAAAUGUUCAGCCCGUGGUGUGUUUCUCACUGGGAUCAAUGGGUUUCCAGUCUUUCUCCAGGAGAUUUCCACGUUCCAGGAGGGAGCUGAGGCUGUGCUUUGGGGUCUGCUGAGGUGCCAGGGGGAAGCUUGAAAUAAGUUUUUCAGUUAGCUUUUGGUGAGAAGCUGCCUUUGGAAAUAACAGUUCAGGGUUUAUUGUGUUGGAAUGAAGUCACUCUGCUUUUGCUGGGAAUACAGGGAGUCAUUCCCAGCAUUGCUUGUGCCAGGUAUGCUGCCUGACCGCUCGUUUCCUUGAUGAGAAGCUUAAAUAAAAUCCUUUAAAUCAGG
Messenger RNA from Taeniopygia guttata (zebra finch), 1850 nucleotides. The record is from RefSeq and is a predicted model, not a curated record. Lineage: Eukaryota; Metazoa; Chordata; Aves; Passeriformes; Estrildidae.